AUGGAUUAUAAUAAUGAUAAUAUGAAAAGAUAUGGAGACGACGAAGAGGCACCGCAAGUGAAACGUACGAGAAAUGACGAUUAUCAAGAGUAUCCAGCAUACGUGAGUGGUAGAAAGCCUUCUUUUGGAGGCAAUCAAGGCUCUGGAGUCGGUAAACUACAUUAUGGGCCUUCUCGGCCUGGAAAUGUCCCUUCGUCCUCAGGAGCUGCCGGCAACACAGCUGCCACCGGGGAUCGUCAGGAAGCAGACCAAUUACAGGAUGCUUUGAUAUCGUGUGGUAUUCAAUUAAAAGAAGAAGAGCUAAACCUUUCCACGUCCUAUUAUGAUCCAGCAUCUCUAAAUACCUUUGCACUUUCAUCUGAAGAUCGAUCGAAGAAAUGCGACUUUUUAAAUUCAUACACCUUGAUGCAAACAGUCAGCAGUAUUGUAAAUUUGCAUCGAUUGAAGAGUAUGGAUACAGAUAUUCACGCGCUCAUCUCUAUGGCAGUACGCGAUUACAUGGCCAAUUUGUUACAGAGAAUGAUUGUCGAAAGCAAUCAUCGUACUGCUCGAAUUGAUACGAAAAAUAAUUUACAACUUGAUAAUGUUCGCCAAACAUUAGCGAAUUCUGCUUACAAGGAAUACGAAAGUGAAGAGCGAAGACGUGCUGUCUUGAAUGUCCGUCGAGCUGAACAUGAAGCUAGACUUGCCGAGUUAAAUACAAAUCCAAAUAGUGAAGAAGGGUCUUCCAGCCGACGUAGAAAAGAGCAAAGCUCUUCGGCUGCCGCAAAAAAUAUCUCAGAAGAUGCCCAGAACAGAAUGACGAAUGCCACCGCUAGUAUUAUGGCAGGAAGUGCCUUACCUUCUGGUGGUAAGAAAUACUCUUGGAUGGCCACAGACAUAACUCCGGCUGCCCCUGCCAUAGGAGGUGGUUUUGGAAUUCGAAAAAAGGAAAACAACACUCAUAAAAUGAUGGCUCGUGAUGGUACAUUACCUAUUCAAACCGAAGAGAAAGGCGUCAUUAGCAUUCGCGAUGCACUUGCCAUUCUCGAAAUGGAUCGUGAUGGUGCUGGUCGCAUCUUCGGAAGAGGAGCUCGAGCGAUGAUGCGAGCAUACAUUCGUCUAAAGGACUAG
Schizosaccharomyces osmophilus is the source of this 1113-nucleotide messenger RNA. It is a transcript of the gene taf4, whose product is annotated as transcription factor TFIID complex subunit Taf4. Gene Ontology annotation, cellular component: transcription factor TFIID complex. The transcript has a single exon. Gene Ontology annotation, biological process: transcription initiation at RNA polymerase II promoter. The record is from RefSeq and is a predicted model, not a curated record. Lineage: Eukaryota; Fungi; Ascomycota; Schizosaccharomycetes; Schizosaccharomycetales; Schizosaccharomycetaceae. The coding region runs from base 1 to 1113 and encodes 370 amino acids. Gene Ontology annotation, molecular function: DNA binding; protein heterodimerization activity; RNA polymerase II general transcription initiation factor activity.